UAGUAACUUCGUGCCCAAAGAGAUAUAUUCGAUAGAAAAAAAUACAUUUUUAAUAAGAAAUCACUAUGGAGUAUUUAUAUAAAACCGUUAUACCUAAAAUGACAAAUGAAAUUGGAAAUAUUACUCCAAAACUUGAAGUUUAUCGUUAUGAAAUUCUGUUAGGAGUAUUUGCAUUCUUUUUGGCUUAUGCGAUUAUGGUGUUUGUAAAAAAAGCAAAAAGUAAUUACCCUCCUGGACCAAUGGGACUGCCGAUUGUAGGAUAUUUGCCUUUUGUAUCUAAUAAUUUGCACUUGGAUUUUACUGAAUUAGGAAAGAAAUAUGGUGAUGUAUUUAGUGUGAAAUUAGGAUCGCAAAAUAUUGUUGUACUUCAUGGAACUGAAGUGAUAAGAGAAGCUUUUAACAAAACAGAAUUCCAUGGAAGACCUCCAUCCAGUUCCUUGGAGGGUAUAAAUCCAUACAGUCCUUUCUUCGGCAGAGAUUGCCAUGCUUGGAAAGAACAACGGAAAUUUGUGGUACAAUCCAUGAAGGACCUUGGUCUAGGAAAGACAAAGAUUGAAGAUGAAGUAAUGGAUGAAGUAAAUCAUUUUGUGAAGGUCUUAAAAAGUCACAGUGGGCAACCAAUUGAUGUAAAGAAGCCUCUGUCUCCAAGCAUGUCCAACAAUAUAUGCGCUUUAGUCUUCGGGAAACGAUAUGAUUACGAUAAUCCUGAUCGCCGAUUCUUGGACGAAAAUCUGGAUGAAACGACCGAAUUCGCCAGUGACACUUCUUUAGAGUUUUUGUUUCCCUGGAUCAAACACAUUCCUUUUAUUUUUAAGAUUCUGAAUAUCGAUAGGUCAUUCGCAUUCGAGAGGGCAUUCGCAGCAUUUCAAAAAAUUCAUACAUUUUUCAAAAAAGAAGUAGACGAGCAUGCAAAUACUUUGGAUCAUGGUCUUGUGCGAGACUUCAUAGAUCGAUACCUACUGGAAAUACAAGCCCAGAAAGAGAAAAAUCCAAAUAGUACCUUUCAUUAUGACAUGUUGAUAAGUAUUAUGCUUGAUAUAUUUGGAGCCGGCAGUGAAACCGUUCGCACUUCUAUUUUGUGGUUCAUCUACUGCAUUGCCGCCUUUCCUGACAUCCAGAAAAAAGUUCAUCAAGAGAUCAUGGAAGUUUUGGGUUCAGAUAGAAAUCCAGAAUUCCAAGAUCUGAAAAGUAUGCCCUAUACUCAUGCAGUUAUACUGGAAAUAAUGAGAUGGAAGACCAUAAUUCCACUCAGCUUAGAAUAUACUUUGGGUGAUUCCACUGCUGGUGGGUACUAUAUACCUAAAGGAACAGUAGUCGUGGCCAACUUCUGGAACGCACACCACGACCCCCGAUAUUGGAAGGAACCUGAAGAAUUCAAUCCAGAAAGAUUUCUUAGCAAAGAUGGCAAGUCUGUUGUGAAGUCAAAUAAUUUUAUGCCAUUUUCCACAGGUAGAAGAGCUUGUCCUGGUGAAUCUAUGGCAUACAUAGAGAUGUUCUUGUAUUUUACUUCGAUACUACAGAAAUUUGAAGUAGCUUUUCCGCCUGGAGCUAAAGUCGACUUUUCUGCAAAAUUAACAAUCACAUAUAGACUGGAUCCAUUUAUGGUGCGAUUUAUACCAAGGAACUGAAGAAACCCGAAACUGUAUUACAACAAAUAUCGCAUCAACAAGUCGAUGUUUAAAAGUCAUGUGAUUCUUUGUAUGAAUACUAUUAAUAAAGGAAAUAGGCAAUUUGAUUAAAAAAACUGGAAGGUGUUCUGAAGAAUGUUAUGACUGCUUUAAUCAUAGGGUACAUUAUGCAAGCAUAUCUAUCGAUUAGAAUUAAAAAAUUUUUAUUCCAGAUAAAUAAAAGCUGUUUUUUUUUUCA
Argiope bruennichi is the source of this 1866-nucleotide messenger RNA. Its product is annotated as cytochrome P450 2J2-like. Gene Ontology annotation, molecular function: oxidoreductase activity, acting on paired donors, with incorporation or reduction of molecular oxygen; heme binding; monooxygenase activity. The coding region runs from base 66 to 1628 and encodes 520 amino acids. The record is from RefSeq and is a predicted model, not a curated record. NCBI's taxonomy places the organism in Eukaryota, Metazoa, Arthropoda, Arachnida, Araneae, Araneidae. The transcript is spliced from 8 exons.